AUGGACCACCAAUCGACCACAGACCAGACACUCACCUACUUAAACCUGUGUUACUCAUUCUAACAGACCAAAAUUAUUCUAAUCAUCAUAAAAUCGCUUUCUCUAAGACAACGUCACUAGUUCAGCCAUGGCUUCCAAUGCUCAAUCCUUCCGCCAAACCAUUGGCAUUCCUCCUUCCACGGCGUCUGUCAAAGACUCCACUCUGAUUAUUGUCGAUGCGCAAAAUGAAUACGCCUCGGGCCAGCUGAAGGUCGAAAAUGUGGCCGAAAGCCGCAAAGUUAUCGCCGACUUACUGUCUCGGUACCGGAAUGGUGGCAAUGGCUCCAAUAUCGUCCACGUGGUCCAUGAAGUGCCGGCCGGUGCCCCCGUCUUUACUCCGGGAACUGCGUUAGCGCAAGAGUUCGAGGAGCUGGCACCAAGGGCCGGUGAGAAGAUCGUCACGAAGAACUUCCCGAGCUCUUUCGCGCAGACCGAUCUCCACGAGUACCUGGGCGGCUUGGGAGACCUGGGGAAGAAGAUUGUGCUCGUCGGGUAUAUGGCACACGUGUGUAUUUCCACCACCGCCAGGGCUGGCAGUGAAUUGGGCUACGAUGUGAUUGUUGUGAAGGAUGCCGUGGGUGAUCGUCAUAUUCCUGGGGUUGAAGCCGAGCAGUUGGUGGCGGUGGUUCUCAACGAGUUGGCCGAUGCUUUCGGGACUGUUGUUUCCGCGGAGGAGAUUAGCUCGUAGGCUCUUCUCGUCAGACGAUUCUUGUGUCUAGUUGAAAUACGACGUUUAGAUUGCUAUUCCUAUUCUCUAGUUCUGCUAGUGAUGAAGGUGGUCAAUAAGGUGGUCGCUCAUUUGAUGGCGUUUAA
Molecule: messenger RNA, 852 nt
Organism: Aspergillus pseudonomiae
Lineage: Eukaryota; Fungi; Ascomycota; Eurotiomycetes; Eurotiales; Aspergillaceae
Product: putative isochorismatase family hydrolase
Exons: 1
Coding region: 128-727 (199 amino acids)
Source: RefSeq, a predicted model, not a curated record